AGAAAGAGAAGCAGCGAGUCUCGCGCUGUUCUUCGCUCCGACGCCGUUUGUUUUCUUUGAUCAUUCAUUCACAAGCGAAGCCGACGAGAAGUCGACACCGAAACAGCUCAGGGCAUGGUGGAUGUCACGAUGAACGUGGCGUACACGCCGGUCAAGGUGGUGAACCACCCCAAAUUCGUCAACGGCCCUUCAAAGGACUUGGGCCUUAAAGACAUCGAGAAGGCCACAAGAUGUUGCUCCAUCCUCAAAACAAUAGGCUUGGUGCUGGUCGUGAUCACCGCUGUUUCUUCACUGAUCGGGAUGAUCAUAAUUUGGAAGUCUGGACUGAUCGACAAUAUGAUUUCCCAGAAACUCGUCAUAGAAAGGGACACUCAUGUAUAUGACGUGUGGGUUAAACCACCUGUGAAGCCUGUUGUCAACGUUUACCUAUUUAAUUACACAAAUAUCCCACAAUUUGCGGCUGGCAAGGAAAAACUUAAAAUUCAGGAAGUUGGACCGUACGCUUACAGAUUGUCAUUUGAGAAAGUGCGGGUCCUCUUCAAAACAAACAAUACUAUCAGUUUUCAAGAAAAAAAGAAUUACCAGUUUGAUCCUGACCUAAGCAACGGCACCUUGUCUGAUGUCAUCACCGUUCCAAAUAUUGCACUUCUGAGUGCAGUCGCUAGAGUUGUUGGCAAAAAUGUUUUCUACCAAAUGCCUUUGGUCACAUUGGUGGGUGGUCUGAAUGUGGAAGCGUUUCAGCAACUAAAAGUACAAGAACUUCUUUGGGGCUACGAGGAUCCUCUUUAUGAUAUGGCCAGGCCAAUUCUGAAUUUGGUCGACGAUGUUCCUGAUAAAUUAGGACUUCUCGUCGGGAAAAAUGGGACUGGAGAAGAGCGAUUUACUAUUUUCACAGGCAUGUCUGACAUCAAUCAGCUGGGAGUGAUUGCCGAGUUCCGGGACAAGAAAAAAUUGAAUAUCUGGAAAAGUGACGAGUGCAACCGCAUUGACGGCAGUGAGGGAAGCAUGUUCCCUCCUCCCCAAGUGGCCGCCGGCAAACGACUUUUUGUCUUCUUGCCUCAACUGUGCCGACGAAUGCCUUUCGAUGCCAAGAAGCACAUGAUCACCAACGGCAUGCCCGCUGUGCGUUAUGCGCCUCCUGCUGACGUCUUCUCUGCGGACAACCCUGAUAAUGCAUGCUACUGUGUCAAAGGAAAGUGCCCUCCGAGUGGCGUUUUUGACGUUGGGCCUUGUGCUUUUGAUGGACCAUUGCUAGCGUCUUUCCCCCACUUCUUCCAAGGCGAUCCUGCUCUGUUGGAGCAAUACGAAGGCCUCAACCCUAUUGCUGAAAAGCACCAGUUCUACAUUGACAUACAUGAUAGAUUUGGAGUGCCUCUUGGUGGGAAGUCUCGUCUGCAGAUAAGCAUCAUUGCAAAAAAUGCUAAAUACUUCCCUUCAAUGAAGAUGUUCAAAAAGGACAUGAUUUUGCCCAUGUCGUGGUUUGAAGUGAGUGUAGACGACUUGCCGCCUGAGGUGAAAUCUGAUCUGAAAUUGGCAACACACACUGCUACACAUGGAUUGAUGUACUUCUUACUUUUUGUGUUUGUGCUCUCCAGUGGUAUGGUGGCAUAUCAGGCCACAAAAAUGACUAGGGUCAAAGAGCCCCUUUCGCCCGGUUACAACGUUAACUUACCAAAGCAGCUGAUACUUGUGCAAAAGAUCUGAUUUAAUGGUUCGAUCCAAUUCUCGACUGCUGCAAGAUUAUUUUUCAACUUUUACAAAAUUAUGAAGAAAGACCUGACAACCGAAUAGCAACUUGAUAGAGGGCCAAAAUCUCCUUUGGAGUUUGAGGUGUGCUUCGUCUGUGAUAAUGGAGCAAAAGCUAAUUUAUAUAAAACAUAUUUUGGAAGUCUUUUAUUUCUUAUUAUUUUUUCUCUUUAUAUGAACAUUGUCGCUUUCUGACAUUUUUCGCCUGUUUUCGUUUCAUCAAAAAUUCUAUGUGCCUUAUUUUAGGAUUUUGUAAGUACGAAACUGUUGCUCAAUUGUUUCUCAUGGAUGGUUGUGCUAAAUGCUAAAUAUAUGGAACUACUUUUAUUUUAGGAGAACUAAAAUAUAUUUUGUAGUAUGUAUGAUGUUUAUUAACUAAUUCAUGUGUAUCUGCAGGGAUAUAGAAUGUGAUUGAAAAUGCGUUUUUGAUGGCUGGCUGGACAUUUUAUUUGUAGGAAAAUACUCUUGAGAUUGUGCUGUAAAUUAAUUUUGUAAGUUUCAUUAAAAAAAAAAUAAUAAAAUGUAUGAAAACAAUUAGUUUAAAUAUAUAAU
This is a messenger RNA of Neocloeon triangulifer, 2298 nucleotides long. RefSeq names its product scavenger receptor class B member 1-like. The coding region runs from base 115 to 1704 and encodes 529 amino acids. Lineage: Eukaryota; Metazoa; Arthropoda; Insecta; Ephemeroptera; Baetidae. The transcript is spliced from 9 exons. The record is from RefSeq and is a predicted model, not a curated record. Gene Ontology annotation, cellular component: membrane; cytoplasm. Gene Ontology annotation, molecular function: scavenger receptor activity.